AAGGAGAACUCAGCUAGAAGAAAAGAAGGAAAAGAUUAGUCUCACGGCAGUUACAGCUGUGUUCAUGCAAAACCAGCUGCAGAUGAAACCUUCUCUGGCUCAAGGAAUCUAAGCAUCAAAUGGGCAUGAAGAGUGUGUUGGAGAAGUAGCCACCAUUAACCCUUUUGAAGCACAGCAGUAGGACCACAGAAGGAAAGCUACACUGUUUUUUUUCCUGUGUUGAAGCUUCUCUUGGGAUGAAAUGGAGAAUUUUAACCUCUGAGGAGAAAAUGGCCAAAAUGGAGGUCAAGACGUCACUUUUGGACAACAUGAUAGGGGUGGGAGAUAUGGUUCUUUUAGAGCCACUUGAUGAAGAUUCAUUCAUCAAUAAUCUGAAAAAGCGCUAUGAUCACAAUGAAGUAUAUACAUACAUUGGCAGCGUGGUGAUAUCAAUAAACCCCUACAGAUCUCUACCCAUUUAUACUCCAGAAAAAGUGGAAGAAUACAGAAACCGAAACUUUUAUGAACUCAGUCCUCACAUCUUUGCUCUGUCAGAUGAAGCAUACAGAUCUUUACGGGACCAGGACAAAGACCAGUGUAUCCUUAUUACAGGAGAGAGUGGAGCUGGAAAAACAGAGGCAAGCAAACUUGUCAUGUCAUAUGUCGCUGCUGUGUGUGGAAAAGGGGCGGAGGUUAAUCAAGUAAAAGAACAACUUUUGCAGUCAAAUCCAGUUCUUGAAGCUUUUGGAAAUGCCAAAACUGUGAGGAAUGACAACUCGUCUAGAUUUGGAAAGUACAUGGAUAUUGAGUUUGAUUUCAAGGGUGACCCACUUGGAGGAGUUAUAAGCAACUAUCUGCUAGAGAAGUCUCGUGUUGUUAAGCAGCCAAGAGGUGAAAGAAACUUCCACAUUUUCUAUCAGAUACUGUCUGGUGCAUCAGAAGACUUCCUCUGCAAACUCAAACUGGAGCGGGACUUCAGCAGAUACAACUACCUGGGCCUUGAUUCUGCCAAAGUGAAUGGAGUGGAUGAUGCUGCAAACUUCAGAACAGUUAGGAACGCAAUGCAGAUUGUUGGUUUUAUGGAUCAUGAAACACAGUCUGUUUUUGAAGUGGUGGCAGCCGUUCUGAAAUUGGGAAAUAUUGAAUUUAAGCCUGAAUCUCGUGUGAAUGGCCUAGAUGAAAGUAAAAUCAAAGAUAAAAAUGAACUCAAGGAAAUCUGCGAGUUGACGGGUAUAGACCAGUCUGUAUUGGAAAGAGCUUUCAGCUUCCGGACGGUUGAAGCCAAGCAAGAGAAAGUUUCAACAACACUAAAUGUGGCUCAGGCUUAUUACGCCCGUGAUGCUCUGGCUAAGAAUUUAUACAGUCGGCUGUUCUCUUGGCUUGUUACCAGAAUCAAUGAGAGCAUUAAGGCACAAACAAAAGUGAGAAAGAAGGUAAUGGGAGUGCUGGACAUCUAUGGCUUUGAAAUUUUUGAGGACAACAGCUUUGAGCAAUUCAUCAUCAACUACUGUAAUGAGAAGUUGCAGCAGAUCUUCAUUGAACUUACCCUCAAAGAAGAGCAGGAGGAAUACAUCCGAGAGGGGAUUGAAUGGACUCAUAUUGAGUAUUUCAACAAUGCUAUAAUUUGUGACCUAAUAGAAAAUAACCAAACUGGAAUCCUGGCCAUGCUAGACGAAGAAUGCCUUAGACCAGGAACUGUUACCGAUGAAACCUUUUUAGAAAAACUGAACCAAGUCUGUGCCACUCACCAGCAUUUUGAGAGCAGGAUGAGCAAGUGCUCCCGGUUCCUCAAUGACACCUCCUUGCCUCACAGCUGCUUCAGGAUUCAGCAUUACGCUGGCAAGGUUAUGUACCAGGUGGAAGGAUUUGUUGACAAAAACAAUGAUCUUCUGUACCGUGACCUCUCCCAGGCCAUGUGGAAGGCCAGUCACUCCCUUAUCAAAGCGUUGUUCCCAGAAGGUAACCCCGCUAAGAUCAAUCUAAAGAGACCACCGACGGCAGGUUCACAGUUCAAGGCUUCAGUUGCUACCCUGAUGAAAAAUCUUCAGACAAAAAAUCCAAACUACAUUAGGUGCAUCAAACCCAAUGACAAAAAGGCUGCACACAUUUUCAAUGACGCCCUGGUGUGCCACCAGAUCCGCUACCUUGGUCUUCUGGAGAACGUCCGCGUCAGAAGGGCAGGUUAUGCAUUCAGGCAGGCGUACGAGCCUUGUCUGGAAAGGUACAAAAUGCUGUGUAAGCAAACAUGGCCCCACUGGAGAGGGCCAGCCAGGGCUGGAGUAGAGGUACUGUUUAAUGAAUUGGAAAUCCCUGAAGAAGAAUUUUCAUUUGGUAGAUCAAAGAUAUUCAUCCGCAACCCAAGAACGCUCUUCAAACUAGAAGAUCUGAGAAAGCAGCGGUUGGAGGACUUGGCGACACUAAUUGAGAAGAUUUAUAGAGGUUGGAAGUGCCGCACACGCUUCUUGUUAAUGAAAAAGAGCCAGAUUGUCAUUGCUUCCUGGUACAGGAGAUAUGCACAACAAAAAAAGUAUCAGAAGAUAAAGAGUUCAGCUAUUAUAGUACAGUCUUACAUCAGAGGAUGGAAGGCUCGGAAACUUCUUCGGGAACUUAAGCAUCAGAAGCGUUGUAAUGAGGCUGCCACAAUAAUUGCCGCUUAUUGGCAUGGUACCCAGGCUCGAAGGGAAUUGAAACGCUUGAAGGAGGAGGCUAGGCGUAAGCAUGCUGUUGCAGUCAUUUGGGCUUACUGGCUUGGACUGAAGGUCCGUAGAGAGUACAGGAAAUUCUUCAGAGCCAAUGCUGGAAGAAAAAUUUAUGAAUUUACCCUUCAGAGACUUAUGCAAAAAUACUUCCUGGAAAUGAAGAAUAAGAUGCCUUCUUUAUCACCGAUAGAUAAAAACUGGCCAGCGAGACCUUACCUUUUCUUGGAUUCAACUCACAAGGAACUAAAGCGGAUCUUCCAUUUGUGGAGGUGUAAAAAGUACAGAGACCAGUUCACAGAUCAGCAGAAGCUUAUAUAUGAAGAAAAACUGGAAGCAAGUGAACUUUUCAAGGACAAGAAGGCUUUAUAUCCAGCCAGUGUUGGGCAGCCGUUCCAAGGGGCUUACUUGGAAAUCAGCAAGAACCCCAAGUACAAAAAACUUAAAGAUGCUGUGGAUGAAAAGAUCAUUAUUGCAGAAGUUGUGAAUAAGAUCAAUAGAGCUAAUGGGAAGGCUACAUCCAGGAUUUUCUUAUUAACCAAAAAUAAUGUUCUUCUUGCGGAUCAAAAAUCUGGGAAUAUCAAGUCAGAGGUUCCACUGGGAGAUGUUACCAAAGUGUCCAUGAGCUCCCAAAACGAUGGCUUCUUCGCAGUGCACCUCAAGGAGGGUUCAGGAGCAGCUGGUAAAGGAGAUUUCCUCCUCAGCAGCGAUCACCUUAUUGAAAUGGCCACUAAACUUUACCGCACUACGCUCAGCCAAACCAAACAGAAGCUCAACAUUGAGAUAUCUGAUGAGUUUCUGGUCCAGUUCAGACAAGACAAAGUGUGUGUGAAGUUCAUCCAAGGCAGCCAGAAAAACGGCAACAUCCCAACUUGCAAGCGAAAAAACAAUCGGCUUCUUGAAGUGGCUGUCCCUUAACUGCAGCUGGUGACUCUCCCAUUCACGGACUUGUUUCUUUGUAAUAGUGCAAUUUUAGUUGUUUGGUUUUGCUGGUUUUAUCCCUUUCUGGAGCUGUUGAUGGCUAAUAGCUUUAGAAACCCUUGGCAAAACAUUUGAUCAAUCGACUUUUUAAUCUUUUUUGUUCAUGCCAGAGUUUUAACCCUCAAAAUGCAGAUUUUUACCCAGUGAGGCAUUUUUACCAGCUGGCACGUAUCUGUCAUACAUGAACCAUUCUCUUUGUUUAGCGGUCAUAUUUUAGUGCAGCAUACCCUAAACCCACAUAUUAAUGAUAAAUUACUCGUAUUCCUUAGCCUAGAGAUCCGCUUAACAGGAACUAUACAUGGCCUUGAUGCUCGAUGGCCACUCGUGCCCAGUGUCUUUAUAGCGACCUGUUCUGGUGCUCUGGCUCCUUGCUUGCCACCGCUGGGGAGGCCGGCAGAACGGCGACCAACACACUAACUCCUACAGUUAACGCUAGGACCUAUGUCAUUCAAUCUUUUGCUCAGUACAGCACAGGAACAUCUAAUUCUGCAAAACAGAAGGAAUAUAUGAUUAUACAAGCAGCUAUAUGCAUAAUUUUAUAGUAAAAGACGCAGAAAUUUUGAAACAGGAUUUUUAAUUAGGUCAGACUUUUUUAAUGACUUUAUGCAGUAGAAUUCAGUAAAAUUAAAAAAGCUCAUUUCUGUCAUAAAAGCUAUACAGUUCGAGGCAUAUAUUCUGUCCUGCUUUUUUUCAUCUAAAUUAUCGGUUAAGAUUAGAGCCUGAAAAGGGCGAUAGUAUUCAUAACACAGGUAAAUGCUAGGUAUUUAAACAGUUAGUUAUCAAGCAGAAGGUUUGAGCCUUUCUUUUAGAUAUUGGCAUGUACAAUGUGCAAUAAAGCAUACAUGACAUUUUGUGAAAAAUUAUUUAUAAUACAUUUUUGUGUGCAAGAGAGAGGAUUGGUGCAGACUGCAUAGACCAUGUAGGGGUUAAAAUAGAUUUGUGUUGUUCAUUUGCAGUUUUUUAGAGUGUACACUACAGUUGUCAAUUUGGGAAAAAUACUUAGAAUUAAAAAAUCCUUCAUUUGGGGGUCUGUAUAUAAAUUGGUAUUACGGUAAUAAAACUGUUCUAAUUCUGUACUGUUUGGUACUCCUAUGUUAUAACCGUAUUUUUGUACUCCAAACUAUUUUAUAUAACUUGUGUGCCUGAUGUAAAUGCGUGCACAGAAAAUACAAUCAAGAGCUGCAUUAUAAACUUUCAGUGUAACUGAUUGCACUUAAUCUCUUGUAAGCCAGAAGCAUUAGUUGAAAUCCUUAAGAGGAGAGAUGCGUUUUCAGAUCGAAGUAACUACUCAAGUGAAGGGUUUGUUGGAUGUGACUGUUUGAUUUGUUGAUGCAAGGACAGUUGAGAAAGCAUUGUAUUUUUGCAGUCUGAUAUAGGGCAGAUUAAGACCCUGGGUAUCUGAUGUGCAGUGCUGGAAGUCCGAGCAUAAAUAAAGGAAAGAUAAAGAAAAGUUCAGAGUCUCGUUACUCUCCCGGUGGUAAAGUUACGUAGCGCUCAUGGCUGCCAAGGCUCCUCUGGGUGGUUCAACAUUAAUGUCGGCUCUCCGUGUUAAAAAGCCAUUUACUGCAAUAGAUGUUCUGGUGCUAACGGCUCUCGACCUGAAAAAAGCCAGCUGGUUUGGGUUAUGCCAC
This is a messenger RNA of Egretta garzetta (little egret), 5287 nucleotides long. It is a transcript of the gene MYO1B, whose product is annotated as myosin IB. Lineage: Eukaryota; Metazoa; Chordata; Aves; Pelecaniformes; Ardeidae. Gene Ontology annotation, cellular component: plasma membrane; microvillus; vesicle. The record is from RefSeq and is a predicted model, not a curated record. Gene Ontology annotation, biological process: actin filament organization; vesicle transport along actin filament. The transcript is spliced from 31 exons. Bases 237 to 3593 code for a protein of 1118 amino acids. Gene Ontology annotation, molecular function: microfilament motor activity; actin filament binding; ATP binding.